GAGUUGAAGUCGGUAGCUACGAUCGCCUUCUGGCAAACAUUAUCGUGACACCGUUUUGUGCGUGUUGAAGAGUUGGCCAGGUUCGUUCGAUCGGUUCUUCCGCCGUAUCGACCGGUCCGGUUGUUGGCCGCGCGCUUCCGAUUCAUGAAUCCAGUGAUAUAGUAAUUUUCCUCGGUGUGUAUUCAGCGUGCAUCGUGAUACAACGAUUCUUCAGUGAUUACUCGCGCAACUUACUGGCAAGUAACCAUGAAUCAUUCUGUAAAUUCGCGCACUAACUAAACUAUAUUCGUUUCGGCCGGUGCGCGGCCACUUCCGUGUACAUACUACGAAUUCCUCUCGGUUGCCGCCGCGUUCCAAACGCUUUCCUUUUUAUUUUUUCUUAUUUUUUAAUCGCCGAAAAGUAAAUUUGGGAAAGUAGAUUUAAUUCGAAACGUCGUCGAUACUCGGAAACCGAUCGGGAAUACUAUAGAAUUACCACAAGUCUUAAAAAUAUUAAUCGUUUGUUUCCUGUCACUUUUUUAUAUCAGCGUUACGUAACGAGAAUGAAAUUUAGGAAAACUUUUGAAUGCGAAUUCUUUCUACCGUUGGUCCAUAUAAAUCAUUGUAUGUCUCAUUCAAUGUGGUAUCGUUUUCCUUAAUUGAUAACUUUGAGAAUGUCAAUGUCAAAAUUCUUAUUAAUUCACGUAAAUUAUACUUUCUUAAACUUACUGUUCGUGAUGGGAAGCUCUCUGCAGAUUCUUCGAAAUUUGAAUGCGCAUAAUUUCGGGCAACUCGGACACCUAGUACGGUCCGUGAAACAACUGUACAAAAUUCACUCUCACGUAAUAAUUAACUUGCACUCGUUUGCAUUGUAAUCGAUUAAAUCGGCACGGAAAUCGGUUUAGACACUAAUUUCUUCGAAGUUAAUGACGUACUAGUUCAAGUGCCGCAGACUGUUUCGGUUUAAUGUUAUUGCGAAAACGUGAAUUUCAGAUGUAGAACGACAUGGCUAUCAGCAUAAAAUUCACAAAAUUUGACAACACACCAUGGGGAUUUCGAUUGGCGGGUGGAAGCGACUUUCCACAACCGCUGACUGUGAUCAGAAAAUAUUUCUUAGGUGACAGAGGGAAGCCUGGCGGAAUGUAUGGGUUUGAAAGUCGGCGAUGUUGUAGUGAGAUUAAACGAUCAACCCAUCAGUAGCUUGACCCACGGUCAGGCACACGAGGAACUAAUGCGAGCAGGGAAUAAUUUUGUUCUGGGUGUACAGAGAGAAGAAGAUUCGCUGAAGGCUGUGGAGGCGUUGUCCGAAGAGAACAUCGUGCCCUAUAAGAUUCCGCUCGCAGAUUUGCCACCUGUUUUCCCAGAGCAAAUACUGAAAGGGGAAACUGUGAUCGAGCGGCACGAGGAAAUAACGUGCGAAGUAAAGCCGGGCGAAGAGGAGGUGAAGCCAGAAGUGGAACCACUGCCGGACAAGCCUAAGGACGCCAACAGCGAGAUCGUACCGAAUCAGAAUCUUACGGACGACGAGAUCGCGCAAUUGAUCCUCGAAGAAGAGGAACUUUUGACCGACAAAGGCGUUUUGGGGGUGAACUUUAAGAAACUCAAGCCCCGCGUCACUGCUCUGAAACAAUCGAAGGUGAUCGAAGAACUUCAGAAUAUCGCCACAGCCGAACCACCUUUGGUCGAACAGUUGAGACGUACCUCGGUGUUUCUGCAAAAACCGCAAAGACCGAUACCGACGCCCCGUAAGAAACAGGAGGAACAAGAAGAGACAGAAGUCGAGUCGUACAAAGUGGUGAUAAAGAAGCAGAAAAAGCGGAGCGUGACCGACCGACUACUAGAGAAGGGUCUGCUGAAACCUGAGGACGCAAGUACUCCGGAACCACCUACUCCCGAGGUAAACAUGGAAAAUAUCGAAACGGAGACGAAAAUCGAGGGAAACGAUUCGUCGAUCGUUUUGUCCAUACCGCUCGAUGAUAGUUUAUGCUCGCAACAAACGCUCGAACCAAUCGUCGCGCGUUCCACGGUGUCGUCCUCUCCAUGUCUCGAACUUCCGAUCGAGAUUUGCCAGAGUCGGCGGUCUUCUCUCGAUAUCGAACCUGAAACUCGUACGAACUUGGGAUCGGAUGUUACAUGCCCGGUACAGUUAUCGAAACGCAGAGAGAAGGCGUUAGCGUUAGCGCGACGCGCGCCGACGAAGUGCAAGUCGAAGAGCUUGUGUACGAGAGGACAUUACUUCCGAAGGUGUUUGUUCGGAAAGAAAAGCCACGGUGACGUUAAGAAAGCGAUUAAAGUAAGGCCUUCGUUCAGGGAACGGUUCCAGGAAAGCGACGCUGUGCGAUCGAGCGGUCGCGGCAUGGACCAGCUUCAACAACUUCCACGUCGCUGUAGCAUCGAGAAAUCUUCGAAAUCCAGGAUCAAAGGUCGUUACCUUGAGACGUACUUGAAACGAGAGGAUAAUUGGAUGAGGCGAAUGAUCGACGGAUUGUUCGAGAAGACCGAUGGCUUUUCCUCCAGCAAAUUAUUCGAUAGGCUGUUAUCAAACAGAGGAAUCUCUCUUAUCAAAUUGAGAAAAACUCGUUACGCGGAGAAAAUACUUGUUCGAAGCGGAAACUUUGUCGCGGUUCGCCUUCCUUCCGACAUUCUGAAAUAUUUCGAGCAAGGAUAUUCGACGGUCAUCGGAAAUUCUAUAAAACCCAAGUCACAAAUUGAUAAACGUUUGUACUUCAAAGGUCAUUACAUUCGGCGCAUUCUUUCGCGCAAUCUUGUCCGUUUGAUCAACUAUGUCAAAGACGUAGCGUGUUCGAAGGAUAUUGACAGGAGAGACAGAAGGAGAAGCUCGACAACGAUUAAAACGAAAGGUCGUUAUUUAGAGACGUAUCUGUUGGAAAACGUAUUCUUCGAUUUGCAGGAUCUUCGCGAUCGUUUCUCGGCACGCCCGACCGUUGUCUCGUCGUCGAGGAAGAAAUUUUUCGCUCGAACUCGUUACGUCGAACGUAUCCUUAAAAACCACUUGGACGCUCUUGGUUUAAUCGUAAAAUACAUUGGCUGCCAGGUUGUCCGAGGUAUUCCCGAUUCUUCCGUCGUUAUUCCAGGCUGUUCGUCCUUGAACUCGCGCCAAACCGACGCGCCCGUGUCGUCCAUGAAAGAAGACGACGUCCUUUCCAAUUUGAUCCGUUCCUCCAAAGACUUUAUCUCGGCCGAGGUUUUUCACCGUGGCAGUAGACGACUCUCAAGAUCAUCCAGAGGUAGCAUAUCUGCCGGCUCUUCCAACAUCUCCGAUACUUUCGGCAGCUAUCUCUUUAAUUGGCUUCCUACGAAGUUGACCAGAGAAUCGGUCGAUCGAACGAUUAACGAUAAAAAGAUGAUGCAGGAUAACGAUCGUGACGGUCGUAGGCUAUCUUUCGUGCCCACUAUUCUUUACGAGGGUCUAACGAAUCGUAUAGACGUGGAUUUCACUAGAUUAGUGGCAUAUGCGUUUGUCCCUUGUACCUCGAUCAUUUUGCUGUACAUGUACAAGUAAUAUUCGUAUCGAGUAAACAGUCUAAUCAACGUCUAUUUAGAUAAGGUGAUUCGAGACGGUACUAUUAAUGAUUACGAUUAUGUUUAGAUUUAAAACGACAUCACUUGUUCUAGGACAUCCCUAACAGACGCUAGAUCAUCAUGGACCAUCUGUAAACGUAUAAAAAAAAUGAAAAAGUGUUCGUCGUUCGUAAAAGUGUGUGUUGUAUCUUCUGUCCAAUGUAACCGUAACCUUUCUCUCGUAACUAGAGAUAGCCAAUUAUACUUGUUUCCAGGGCCGUGCAGCAGCCGGACAACGAGAAUUUAUCCAUCGAAAAAAAAGAAA
Molecule: messenger RNA, 3826 nt
Organism: Bombus impatiens (common eastern bumble bee)
Lineage: Eukaryota; Metazoa; Arthropoda; Insecta; Hymenoptera; Apidae
Product: probable inactive protein kinase DDB_G0270444
Exons: 5
Coding region: 1124-3502 (792 amino acids)
Biological process (GO): muscle structure development; actin cytoskeleton organization
Cellular component (GO): Z disc; filamentous actin; adherens junction
Molecular function (GO): muscle alpha-actinin binding; actin binding
Source: RefSeq, a predicted model, not a curated record